AUGACCAACAGGUGCUCCAAUGCACCACAGCAGCAGCUGCUGGCGCUGCUGCCGGUGCUGCUGCUGCUGGUGGUUGUGGUGGUCGUGGUUGUGGUGGUCGUGGUUGUGGUGGUCGUGGUGGUGGUGGUGGUCACGGUGGAGGUGGUGCUGGUGCUGGUGCUGGUGCUGCUGGUGCUGCUGGUGCUGCUGGUGCUGCUGGUGCUGCUGGCGCUGCUGGUGCUGGUGCUGGUGCUGCUGGUGCUGCUGAUGCUGCUGGCGCUGCUGGUGCUGCUGGAGGGCCUGGCCAUCGGCGGGCCCGCGCCUGGCAAGGCGACCGCCACCAGCAACUUCAUGACGCAGUUUCAGAAGAAGGUCUUGGACAAGAUCCUGCGACCGUCGACUAUCACUGCAGACCACGGUGCUGUGGCAGCCGCAGUGGGAGCUGAGGCAGUGGAUACUGCGGCUAACGACGGUGAUGGUGCAGCAGCGAGAGCAGCCGCUGGGGACCACGAACAGGCGGUGGGUGGCGGAGAGGCUGCUGCCAUGGGCAUGCAUGCCGUGGAUGGUGGCACGGGUGGCGGCCGCACAGCAGGCGUCGCAGCAGCAGCAACCGCAGGGGGGGACACCGGCACGGGUCCCAGGCAGGGCGAGGCGGGCGUUGCCCAGGACGAGGAUACCACCAACUACGAUGCGUUCAAGGAGUGGGUCGGCGAGGUGCCAAGAGCAGCUAAGGGCGCAGCUGGCAAGCGCAGGCGGGGUGGCGGUGAUAACGACGACCUGGGUGCGAGGUCGGGGCGCAAGGUUGGAAAUAAACGGCAGAAGGGGAACAAGGGCGCAGGCUGGGGCAGGGGUGCAAGCAAGGGGACCACCAGAGGUGCGGGGAAGGGCGGCGCAGGCAAGGGAGGGUGGAGGGGGCGGACAGAGGAGGGUAGCUCGGAGGGUGGGUCGGAUGCUGGUGAGGAAGAGGUCCUAGCCGCUGGCGCUGGGGAGGAGUCCAGCUCGGAGGACCCGGGCAAAUAUAGCGAAGCUAGCAGCAGCAGCAGUGGCAGUGGCAGCAGCGACAGUGGUGGAAGUGAGCAGUAACAUGACAGCAGUGAUGAGCGCUUGGGGGUGCACACACCAGGUCGGCCCCAGGCAGGAUGGGACAUACCAAUCCCAAUAGGUGCCGGUACAUGUCAUGCAUCGGGGGUUUCAUCCGUAGGAGUAGGCACGAACUCUGCAAGUGGUGGUGAGACUCCUUGGCGAGCACUUGCUGUAUGGGGGGUGACAUGAACGCUGUUUUCGAGGACGAUGGUUGAGAUGAAUGCAUCAGGCUGUCAGGCUGGCUGGUUGGUGUUGUGAGUCCAAAGCGCCUUGGUCCACAAGCACACUGAGACUUAGGCUACUUUGACAAGGGGUGUGCGUCCAUUUUGAGGCUUGCCGCAAGUAUUCACCAAUCGUUAAUUUAACAUGCAGUAAGCAUCACAUCACAGAGUAAUAUGUGCCUGUGUAACCCGUAAUGACUGGGUCUUCACCCGUAAUUUUGCGUGUAAUUGGUUACAUGCGCCCGUAAUUCACCUCCAGCACCGCGUAAAAUCCACCCGUAAUCACUGGGUCUUCACCCGUAAUUUUGCGUGUAAUUGGUUACAUGCGCCCGUAAUUCACCUUCAGCACCGCGUAAAAUCCACCCGUAAUCACUGGGUCUUCACCCGUAAUUUCGCGUGUAAUUGGUUACAUGUGCCCGUAUUUCACCUCCAGCACCGCGUAAAAUCCACCCGUAAUCACUGGGUCUUCACCCGUAAUUUUGCGUGUAAUUGGUUACAUGCGCCCGUAAUUCACCUCCAGCACCGCGUAAAAUCCACCCGUAAUCACUGGGUCUUCACCCGUAAUUCUGCGUGUAAUUGGUUACAUGCGCCCGUAAUUCACCUUCAGCACCGCGUAAAAUCCACCCGUAAUCACUGGGUCUUCACCCGUAAAUGUUCACCUGUAUCCUUGUGCUCAAAUUACGAGACCCGUAACGUGUUACGGACCCGUAAUAUCUGUCAAAUUACGGGUGGAUUGACCCAAAAUUACGGGUAAAAUGACCCCCGUUUUCCCAGAGUGA
Messenger RNA from Volvox carteri f. nagariensis, 2062 nucleotides. RefSeq lists its product as uncharacterized. The transcript has 5 exons. NCBI's taxonomy places the organism in Eukaryota, Viridiplantae, Chlorophyta, Chlorophyceae, Chlamydomonadales, Volvocaceae. The record is from RefSeq and is a predicted model, not a curated record. Bases 1 to 1062 code for a protein of 353 amino acids.